Messenger RNA from Effrenium voratum, 2515 nucleotides. NCBI's taxonomy places the organism in Eukaryota, Dinophyceae, Suessiales, Symbiodiniaceae. The record is from the annotation of a GenBank genome assembly.
CGGCAGAAGAGAUCACUUGGCCGCCAUGGCGCACGCCCGCGCCGUCCGCGCGGGCCGCGCCCGCGCGGGUUCUGCGGCGGGCCAGCGCCGGCCUGUGCGCCGCGCUGUGAAGCGGAAGCGUGUGGCGCCGCAAGCAGCAAGGCCAAAGAGGUCGCCCAAGGCGCCGCCCACGGCGCAGGCCGCGGAAGAGAGUGAUGAGGAGUCCACAGAUGAUGAGGACAGUGAUGAUGAGGAGAUGGAAAAAUGGGAGGAGAAGCUGCUGGAAAUGGAGGAGGUGCUGCCCCGGGACAUGCAUCCCCGCGCGAGGGAGGCGCCGCACCUGGUCUCCAAGGCAAAGAAGGUGCCUUACGAGCUGGCGAUACCCACCUACCAGCGCUGGAUGCCAGUCUGCCAGAUGAGCAAGAAGCAUCGGUUUCGCAAGUGCAAGAUGCCCUUCAUCUUAGCGCACACGCUGGGCAUGCUCUCCAGGCAGAGGAUCCCCGUGUCCCGAGUCACACUCUUCGUAGCCAACGAGACGGAGCGUGGGCACUACCGCAAGGCCUUGCAAGAUAGUGCCUGGGAGAAGGUGCGCAUCGAGCUGUCGGUGCUGGGCAACAAAAACUCCAGGAACUUCAUCAUGAAAUUCUUCCCUGCUGGCACCUAUGUGGUGAGCAUCGACGAUGACGUGGAGAGGAUCAGCUGGAAGAUCCAGGAGGGCAUGACGCACCACGUGCUGCGGACUCUGCCGCCUGGCUCGCUGGAGACCAUCAUCUUCGAUGCCUACAAGCAGAUGCGUGAUCACAAAGCCUUCCUGUGGGGAGUUUCCACCUCGCAGAAUGCCCGGCACAUGAAGACGUACGGGAUCUCCAAGCGAAAUGGCCUGGUCAAUGGGUAUCUCAAUGGAUACAUCAGCCGCCCUCAAUGCAAGGAACUCUUCCGGACCCUCAGCGACGCCACGGAGGACUCCGAGUUCGCGGUGCGGCACUUCGCCAAGGACGGGGUGGUGCUGCGGUACCGCAUGUAUGCUGGCAUUACCAGCCCCUACCUCAACAGAGGUGGGCUGCAGAAGAAGUUCGAGGUCAAAGGCGAGCGCAUCUCCGCAGAGCAGCGCAGCGAAGCGCGGAAGAAGGAGGAGCGCUGGGGUGCCCUGGAGCUCCACAGGAUGUUCCCCAAGCUCAUUGGACUGCCAAAGAAGCGUCGCGACAAGAAGACGAUGGAGGUAUGCUUUUAUAGCAUGGGCUAUCCUCCGGGCGAGGGCAAGAAGCGUAUUGCGCCUCAACUCAUGGACACUGACCGCGUUCGCUACUGGCAGCAGAACCCCAAGGUUCUCGGCUGCCAUGCUUACAAGCUGUACGAGGGCUACAAGACUGCGAGGACACUGCGGGAGGCUGUGAGCCUAGGGGCCAGGCCCAUCGACCUGGCCCACGACUACAACUGGGGCUUUCUGUCUGUGGUUGACCUCUCCCUGGACUUUCCCUACGAGGUGGAGCUCCAGGAGCCCGGGAAGCGCCAGGCGGCCGCGCACUUCUUCUGGGCCAAGAGCUCCGAGAAGUUUGUGAAGGUGCGCAUCAAGGAGAUGAGCCUCGGCCACGGAGGCUUGGACAUCAAGAAGGAAUCUUUGCAGCUGCUGGCGGAGAAGGUCCCCGACCGCUUCAGAAAGCUGACGCCAGAGGACUUGCGGAAGGAGGGGGGCCUGCUGAGCAAGAUGCCGCUGGUGGUGCUCCGCUCGCUGCUGCGUUGGGCAAAGACUGGCUCCUUGCGCUAUGAGCGGAGAAAGACAUGGGCUGUCUACGAUGCUCUGAAGGUGCUGGGGCUCACCUGGCUGGCCAGGCGUGUGAAGCAGCGGGAGGUGGAGGAAGCCAAGGCUGCAGACAAAGAGCCGAAGCGCAGGGCCCGCAGCCUCGGAAAGGCAUGGCGUUGAAUGGUUGGCUUGCCGGCAAUUGCAUGAUGUUCUGGCCACCUUCUUGGGACUUCUAAGAGGCAGGCCUUUCAGAAAUGGCUGACAUAGGCUUCUCAGAUUUGCUUAGGAGUCAGACUUGCAAGAGCUACAUCUCCAACAGCCUUUGAAGCAUCACUUCUCUGGUAUGUUUUGGGACCAUUGCUUUGGCUUCAAACCACUCGUUUGAAUUACUCGCCGUAUCUUGACACGCGAUUCACCUGCCCAGAUGGGGCAAGCAACCGCUCGCAAGCGGCAGGCAGGCAACGGACUUGUUGAAACUGACCGAGGUGGAUUGGAACUCAAAGCUUCGGCAGCUCCUUUGCACACACCAAUCACAGCCACAGCCUUCUGUCUAGGUUUCUUGAGUUCCAAGCAUGCCAGAACUCAAACAUGUCCCUGGCAAGAAUGAAGCAACAGCCUCCCAAGGUUGAUCCCAAGAUGCUUCUGUUACUUCCCUGGUCACACUUCCCACUUGCAGCCCAAGCCUUGUCCGACCCAGCUAUUCUUUCAGGCGAAGCGUGGGAAGCAGGCCGUUGGGCACUCGAGAGCACUUUGGCCUCAGUAAACCAUGGAGUCGACCCAUUCUCUGUAUGUAAC